Messenger RNA from Phycodurus eques (leafy seadragon), 4203 nucleotides. RefSeq lists its product as uncharacterized. The transcript is spliced from 6 exons. NCBI's taxonomy places the organism in Eukaryota, Metazoa, Chordata, Actinopteri, Syngnathiformes, Syngnathidae. Gene Ontology annotation, cellular component: membrane. The record is from RefSeq and is a predicted model, not a curated record. Gene Ontology annotation, biological process: regulation of cell differentiation. Bases 228 to 1217 code for a protein of 329 amino acids.
AACUCCAAGUCCAACUUUUGCGAGCGCCUGGUUGUAGUGCGCGCUUGCCUCACAGUUGCGGCGCACAUUCCUCCACUCCCUCCUUUCGCCUCCUCCUCCUCCUCCUCCUCCUCCUUCGAACAGGACUCAAAUUCCACAAGUCAGCUUCUCUCCACCCUCCUCCUCUUUUUCUUCAGAGGAUCCCCGAGCCCCCGCAGGCUGCUGAUUGUCCGCUCACGCAAUCGGCGAUGCUGUGCAAUCACCUCAAAAUGGCAGUGAUGCAUCCCAUGUUCUGGCCCUCAUUUGUCUACUUUGGAGCAGCCAUGACCACAGUUGGCGGCGUUCACCGAGGCUACCUCAGGAAAUAUGGGGGCUUCAUGUUCAAGCAGUGGAAGGACAAGUACGUGGUCCUCAGCAUGGAAGGAAGCCUCCUGGUGUGCCGAGACGGCGAGUCCCCGCCCGACCAGGUGGUGGACCUGCAGAGCCACUGCGAGGUGAUCGUGGAGGGCCGCGAGAUCCUGGACUUGCCCAGGCUGCCUGCGGGGGGCCGCAGGGACUGCUGCUUCGCCCUCGUCCUGCAGCAGAGCAAGUUCCUGCUAAUGCUCGCCGACAACCCGGACGACUGCACGUGGGUCUCGCCGCAACAGCCGUCUGUCCAUUUUCUAUUGCUGGGCCUGUCGCCACUCAAUCGCAGAGAUGAGUCUGUGGCUGAAGCUGAUAAGGAAAGUGAGAGAGGCUGUCAUGUCACCCGUGAGCUUGCAGAGGCAGCGCAGCGUCACCCGCUGCAUCACCGACAGGGACCCGCUGCCCGACUUCGCCGGCAACAAGGACCCCGGGUCGCCCCGGGCCAGCGAGGAUACCCCGCCGCCGUCGGCCCACGUCGCAGAGAGGGGCGGAUCACUGAGAGAGAGAAGUCAGAGUCAAGUUGGUGGACCACGGCGACCCCAGCGCAGUGUCUCCGUGGCCCCCCCUCACCGGGUGUCGGAUUGUCUUCGCCACGGCAACAGCAGCGACGCCCGAGCGGUGCGGGCCGUGUGCCUGUUGAUGGGGAGCGCGGCAGCCUCCUCGGCCAUGGGCUACCUCAGCUCCUGCUCCCCGUCCUCGCCGUUGGUCGGCAGAGCGACCGAAAUGGUCCACGCCGGCUCGGGGGGCUUCUCGGAAAUGCCGGCCGGGGGGUCGUUUCACGGCUGUGGCCAGGACGUCGACUCCGACGCGCACUUCAACAGCUUCGACUUUGAGGGCGACUCUGACUUUGACGCUUUUGACUGCGGAGGGUUUGCCUUUUAAAAGACUGGUUGUGUUGGCAGCCCAUUCAAGCAGGGGUUCUCCAAAUGUUCGGGUCCAGGGGAGAAAUAUAAUCUUAAAGCCAAACAGGUGUACCCAUAAAAGCCACAGGAAUGACAAAAUUGACGAUUUUGGUGGAAUAAGGUCGUCAUUUUGCAACAACAAAAGUUGUAAUGUUAUGAGAAUAAAGUCAGAUUUUUUUUCAAGGAAAACGUUUUGCUUUUUUUUCCCGACUCUUUUGGUAAAACAUUACAAUUUAUUUUCUCUAACAAACUAUUUAUUGGAAAAUUACGAUUUUCUUUCCUCCAAAUUUCACUUUUUUUAAAAAGAAAAAAUCAGUGGCAUUUAUGGGCACACAUGGCAGUUUUGUUUCUACCAUAAAGUUUUGAUUACGUGCAAUCUUCAGACUAAAUUCUUAUUUUUCAAAGAAAAAAGGUAAAUGAUAUUACAACCAUAAAUUAAAAGUCUGAUUUUUCUCUGAAAAAGUGUGCAAUAUUAUGAUAUGAAAGUGGCAUUAAAAAAAAAAAAAUCAUGAGACUACAAGAAAAAAAAAUUCUGGUAAUUAAAGAGAUUAUUUUAAAAGUGUUUUGAAAAAAUGCUGGAAUGUUACAAAAUUAAAAUUUUUGAUUUUUUUUUAAAGAAAAGACUAUAUAUAUAUUUUUGAAAAAAUAAAUUGUAAUGGGUGGCACGGUGGCCGACUGGUUAGAGCGUCAGCCUCACAGUUCUGAGGACCCGGGUUCAAUCCCCGGCCCCGCCUGUGUGGAGUUUGCAUGUUCUCCCCGUGCCUGCGUGGGUUUUCUCCGGGCACUCCGGUUUCCUCCCACAUCCCAAAAACAUACAUUAAUUGGCGACUCUAAAUUGCCCGUAGGCGUGACUGUGAGUGCGAAUGGUUGUUUGUUUCUAUGUGCCCUGCGAUUGGCUGGCAACCAGUUCAGGGUGUACCCCGCCUCCUGCCCGAUGACAGCUGGGAUAGGCUCCAGCACGCCCGCGACCCUCGUGAGGAGAAGCGGCUCCGAAAAUGGAUGGAUCGAUAAAUUGUAAUGUUAUGACAAUAAACAGAAUUUUUUUUCAAAAAACAAACAGUUUAAAUCUUUACAAGAAGUAUUUUGUUGGGAUUAUGAGAGGAAAAACUAAAAAAAAAAACAACAUUGAAAUAUAGCUUUACUCUUGUAAUAUUACACCUUUUUACGAUAGAAAAUAUGCCUUUAUUCUUCAAAAUCUUUUUUCGUGUGCGUGGUCUACAAUGAAAUCUAAAGACUAUGAAGGCAUUCUGGGCUGAAAUGUGUCCGUUAAUAUUUCAACAUGGAUGAGCCUUUGUCACAUUCUGGGGCUGCUUUGUUAAAUCUGACACAGGCCGUCGGACUGUGUUCUUAAAACACAGUUUUUUUUAUUUUUUUUUUUUUAAAUAAUAAUUUAUCCAGUGAUGUCAGAUUUACACAUGCAUUAUCCAUCGCAAUCAUAUCAUAGAUUUUUAUUGGCUGAAAGCUACGGUAGAAAGGAGUGUCUGGUUGAUUUAUGUUUGUACAUAAACCGCAAAGCUCAUGGACCCCCGAGGGUUUGGGGAUCCCAGUUUGUGAACACCUGCUUUAAAAUGUCUUCUUAAUACUUGUGAAUUGUAAAUGAAUGAUGGUGUUCUUCCUGGUUCUCCAUGCCAAUGCUCCUCAGGUAAAUCAUUCAUGAUCCACCGCUCAUUUUCUAUAGCGUCUGUUGGGCUGCAGCGUAUCCCAGCUGACUUUUGGCAAGGGAAGCGGGGUAUAUUCCAGACUGGUCGCCAGACAAUCGCAGGACACGUAGAGACAAACAUGCAUUCACACUCACAUUCACACCUAAGGACAAUUUCGAGUCUUCAAUGACCAGAGGUGGGUAGAGAUCUAUUCAAGUCAAGAGUAACUUGUGAGUAACUUCUGAUUUUUAUUUUUUUAUUUAGAGCAUGAACAUCAAAUAAAAUAAAAAAUAUAUAUAUAUUGUAGUCGAUACACACCUGCCACCAUGUCCAUAUCCAUUUUUAACUGCCCAAUUAGCAACAACACAUACAUUGGGCCCUACAGAAACAUUAUUUCCUUUAUUCACUUAAAUGACUUCAUGAAGAAGCUGUUUGUUGACCAGAUUUAGGGAUUGUGUGUGCGUGUGCGACACCAUAGGGAUAGUGCUGAUUUUGCCGUAUCCACUGGCAAAACAACAGUAGAAACAUCUGCAACGUACCGCAAGCUGUUUUCUCAAGUUAGAAGUGGGCUGAAAUAUCCCAAGUUUGAGCAGUCACAAUUCAAGAGCUGCAUGACAAAGCUUUUUGUUUUUUUAAGUCUGUAAAAUAAACACAGCUGUUGUUUUCCCCCCAAAAUGAGUCAUUUUGAUUGGCUCGCGAAGGCGACGUGCGCGGUCAUGUGACUGACUUGUGUCUUCUGAUUGGUGAAUUGGAGUUAAAUGACAUUGGUGAUCCUGUUUGAUUGGCGCAACGGUCUGCCUAUGUGGAAGUCGAAGAUGGAGUCUAAAAAUAGACGCGCCCACGCAAGAAUGAAUAAAUAAAAAUAGCGAACGGCGUGUCGGUCAUUGCAACGGAGUAAAAGUAUCGACCUUCUUCACAUAAAUACUCAAGUAAAAGUUGAAAGUACGGUGCACUUAAACGACUCUGAUAAGUGCAGUUGAUGGAAAAUGUUACUUGAGUAAAUGUAACGUGUUACUACCCACCUCUGGCAAGGACCCUAACAUGCAUGGAUUUGGAACGUGGGAGGAAGCCGCAGAAAACCCGAGUCGAGAUUUGAACCCAGGACCUAUUGACUGUGAUGUGCUCAUCGCUAUCUACCAUGCAUGAUUCCUGAUAUUAUUGAUUUAUUCUUUCCAAGCAGUCCACUCUCCUUUCGGUCUCCCCACUGUAAACAUGCCCUUUAGUGGUGUUUUCAUUGCACAUUUUAUAUUAAAUGCCGUCCAAUAAAAGUGUGUCGU